Messenger RNA from Topomyia yanbarensis, 9553 nucleotides. RefSeq lists its product as uncharacterized. Bases 1097 to 9553 code for a protein of 2818 amino acids. The record is from RefSeq and is a predicted model, not a curated record. Gene Ontology annotation, molecular function: neurexin family protein binding; small GTPase binding. Gene Ontology annotation, cellular component: plasma membrane; exocytic vesicle. NCBI's taxonomy places the organism in Eukaryota, Metazoa, Arthropoda, Insecta, Diptera, Culicidae. The transcript has 10 exons. Gene Ontology annotation, biological process: exocytosis; intracellular protein transport.
AGUCAUCGUUCGAAGGAGCAACAGUGUGUAUUAAAACCAAAAUCCAGUAAAAAGUUUGCGUCGGGACCUGAACUCGUUCAGUGCCUGGAUAUCUGCCGUCACGCUGAAAACUGUUUUUCUUUGCGUACCAAACGCUAUGUAUCCAUUGUUCUGUUGAAGUUAUCAAGAAAAUUUGUGCAGGAAAAAUAUUCUUUUUGUAUGUUCAGUUCAAGUGAUGAAAUUUUACUGUUGCGUUUAAAUAUAACUGUAAAUACAAAACAGGCCAGUUCACAGUACAAGAACGGUGCAAAAUUUGUUUGUCAGCUUUUCCGUAAUAGUGCAACAUAAUCAUAGUAUUGAAUUGCAAGAAUACGCAAACAAAAGAAAGUUGAAUGAAGAAUAACAACUUUUGUGAAAAGAGCAACGCAUUUCAAAAGCUGUUUUUGUAAUAAUAUAAAAUUGUCAGGUGCGGCAACGUGCACCUCUAUAGAGUUAAAUUGUUAGUGUAGUUUUCUGUGAAAAGAAACAGGGAAGGUUUCGUUGCCCUUUAAUACUGUGCACAUAUCUUAUGACGCAUAAGCAACAAGUUUCUCAAGCAAAGUAUAUUCAUUGAUCAAUUACAUUAAAUAAGUUCGACAUGCCUAUACACAAGUGAAGAAUAUAUUGCAAUCAUCAGCAUCCCAGGAAAGGGCCUGAACGCGAUAACCGAGGGCGAUAGCAGAUUAUGCGAAAAAAAUCAUUAGAGAUAUCUUAUGAGUAUUAAAGUGAUGGUGCUUUUUCCAAUAAGGAUAACAUCGAAGCAAACUUAUUCGAGAGAGUGUAAAGGAAUAGCCAUUAUCCUUCAGCAGAAGCUAAAAUAUAUACAUAUAGUUCAUAGUCUCUCUGUGGGAGCCACAAAUUUACUGAAAACCACCCCAGAGCUGUUCUAUAGAGAAGAGUGAGGUUAUUUUCGGAACACCUUUCGAAAAUAAAGCGUGCAGAAAAUAGAAGCAGAAAAAAUCAACUACGAUUACGGCCGUCAACCGCUCUUAAUUGCCUUGUGGUGUUGAAAUACAAAAAGGAGAAAACUGCCGAGAGUAAUAGUGAAGCUCUCAUUAGCCGCAUAGUGGCCGACGACAUGGCAAGUGGUCGAGCUCGUUUACCGCCGACUCCGCAAACCAGCAAUGGCAGUAAUACUAGUAACGUUAGCGCAAGUAGCUCGCGACCACUAGCCGAAAUGCAGACCAAUAACAACACGUACGCUCUUGGUGGCGAUCGGUCCAGCUCCGUUGAAGACGUGGCCGCUUCUCAGAUGCUGGAAAAUCUUACGGACCAUGAGCGUCAGAUCAUUCUGAACGUACUCAACCGGGAUGAAAACGUGCGCCAAGCGGAUGCAGCACGACUCAUGCUCCUCCGGGCAGAAUUGUUCCAUUUGCGGAAGAAAGGCAACGUGAAGUCCUUGGUCGGUGGCUCCCUAGAUCGGCCAAACUAUAUCGAAACGACCCGUUCCUGCUCGCGCUGUGGUGUCGAGCUGGGCAGGAUAAUCAACAGGGGAGCACCGUGUCGUUCCUGCCGACUGCGAGUGUGCAAGGGGUGCCGCGAGUUUUCCACGCGUACCACUGACUGGGUUUGCGUUGUGUGUCACAAGCAAAUAGAACUGCAAGCAGCAAGCGAAGAUUGGAUGAGCGAUUACGCAGAUAACGACGUACGCCGUACCUCGGUCAUCGCGGCGAAGGAUUAUCUGCCCGCAUCGGACCUGAUCAAAAAGAGCAUCCGGCGUUCUUGGACAAUAUCAAAUGCGGAGGAUGAAAAUCGUCAAGCCGGACAAGAGGCAAAUCCACAGCAAUAUACACAUUUACCUCGUAAGCAAUCGCAGAGCAGUUACCCAUCGUUGGUGAGGUAUCCGUACAUAAACCCCUGCAGUAUGGCUGAUUACACACAAGAAGACGAAUUCGAUAAUGAACUACAGCCCCCGGUGGGCCGCCGGAUACCACGACAAUCAACACUACCCAAUCCAGAUGCCGGCAUGUACUACGGUAGCAAUAAUAAUCUCAUGCCACCGUCUGUAUCACCAAAACAGCUUAGUCCCAGCCCACAAUACAGUCCAUACCAUACGGACAAUGAAAACGAUGACGCAGAUCCACCCCAAUCGCAAACCUCACCGGUACCGGCACGGUACAAAAUUCGUAGACAAUCAACACUACCUUGUAGACCAAAUGAAAACCAUGAAGUAGGACCCAAGCUAUUGGCCACUUCGCCAAACAGUAGAACUAACCUGUACUGUCGAUCACCGGAUAAAUCCGACAGUGAUCCACCCCCAAGAUAUCCACCGUUUGUACGUCAAUCAACUUUUCCAUCCAAUACCAGUGAUCCAUUUUUACUGCAAAUUCAGGCUCAUUCACAGCAACAACCACAACAGCCACCACUACCACCUGGCCAACAGCGCCAAUUGCCCACCUCACCCAAUCGGAUGUUAUUCAGUAAAUCCCCCGACAGUGGUGCCGAAUCGGCUGGUGACGGUGGAAACUCCGGCAACUCGUCGAUACCCCGCCGUUUUCAGAUGACCAGGCAAGCCACACUACCUAAUCCCGAACAGCACGUGAAAUUGCUUCCUACAUCCCCUCCCAAAAAACAGCUAUCACCGCACAGUAUUAAACGCUCACCAGAGUUUGCACGUCAAAGCACUCUCCCGGCACCAGAUAGUAUGAACUCGCUCUCGGUUCAUCAGCACGGACCAAAAUUCAUGCCUAUCUCACCAAGACAAAAGCAAUCUUUUUUAUUUCCACAACCAGCACCAGCACCACGUCCUUUUCUUUCACAACAGCAUUUCCCAACGAUAGCCGAUGAGCUAUCUACGACACCCCAGCAAAACCCAAGCACUCCGAGUGGUAGUGUUGGUGGCCCCGUCGGAACCGGUGGUCCACAUCACUCUUCCAAGAUGAUAAAAGUUCGUAGUCAUAGUAACGAAGAGUAUAGUCUCAAUAGAGGGCCCCAUGCGCCCCCUAUUGGAGCAGGGGUACCAAGUGAAGGACGCAGGCUGCUGCCAGAAAUACCGAGCAAUCGCUCACCAAGACUGAAAACUUUUGCUGAAGCGAAACAAGCGAUGAUGGACGAUUAUGACCUAACGAACGACUCGACUACGCAGUUGAAUUUCGACGAAGAUGAGGAAGCUAGCUACUACAAUAACGAGGAAACCUACGACACUUACAACGUGGAUCGGAGAUUACGCUCUGGCAUGACACCGGCCAGUACGAUCAAGAGUGCCGAAAGUUUCCUGAAUGAUUCCAGUCCAGAGUAUUACUAUCCAGACGAUUAUCUGAAGCAGGGAAAUAAGAAGGAGAGCCGCCUACGUCGACGAAAAUCUCGGGAUCUUCCAAUAGAACAGGUGGCAUCUUCCAACGAGGAUGAACCAGUUAAGCGAAAACCGGAAACGAUGCGUUCCAUCUCGGAGGAGUCGCCAGGAAACAAAUCGAUCAAAAUCACACCCCGUCGUUCGUUGUCUCAUCCGGAGAAAGAUACCCAGCAAAUACAAAGUUCACGCAAAAUAGAAAUCUCAAAGAUUCCAUCGCCGCGUCCACUAGCGGAGAUUCUGGCGCGAGCGCAGAAAUCAAUCAAACUACCGUCACCCCGUCGCAAAGCAUUCAAAUCGAUGGAUCAGGCAUGUGAAUCUGACCUGGUUGGAAUAUAUCAACAGGUGAACUCGUCAUCAGUUGUGGCAACGGAUACGGGUACAUCGAUAACAGCAACAUCCGGCAGCAUCGGCAGUACAGGUGCAAUUACACGACCUGGACCACGCAAGAUUUCUGCCUUCCAACAGAUACUACAGAAUCAACGGUUGCAGAAACGAGAUUCCAAAAGUUUAGAUAUUGUGGCGUCUAAAUUGAUGGAAGAAAAGUAUGGUGGUUAUCCAGAGGCUGAUGAGGACAAAUCCAAAUCGCUAGACGAUGGGAUUUUCAGUGGUGACAAGAACAGCGAUGACAACAGUAGUGAUGAGCAGAUCAACUUAAUUCAUAAGAGGCAUAAAACGCAUUUAGGCGAACAGGAGAUUCAAAGCGCUGUAGAAGCCGCUGCUGUUCUUUUCAAGAAGGUUGUCCUCCAGCGGAGAGAAGAGAAACGCACCAAAGACGAAGGCGACUACUGCGUCCAUCGUCGACACCAUAAGCUACCCUUGCUGUACCAAAACAGCCCAGGAACUACGCGAAGACAGUUGUUGUACGACGAUCCGACUGCAGGUUCAUCGUCUUCAGAACCAGACAGCAAUCUGGCUAAGCUGCCUUUCACCGACUGUGAUGACUACCGGUUGGUGUUCAUCAGUUCGGACUCGUCCAGCAAGGAAGAGGAAUGUGAUAGCAGCUCCACAACUUCAUCCGCUUACACACGGCACAGCAUAGCUUUGGACGAUUGUGAUUGGGAUUAUUUUGAGCCAGGAAUAAGCACGACGACAAAAACGCUGCUAUAUGACAUUACAACAACUAGCCAGGCUCAUAGGAACACGCCCCGGAAGAGAUCCCUCCUACAGUCCUCCCCACUAACAUCCCCGAUGCUGUACAGAAGGCAGCGCAGUGGUUCAUUCUACUCGGGCAACCCAACAUAUGAUAAUGGCACGGAUGAUGAAUUUUUAACCCACACUGAAUCCUCUUCUUCGCCCACUAGGAGCGAAGGAUUUUUGGAACAUUUCGAAGAAUAUCGCAAUCUCGAGAAGUUGAAAUCAGAUAUAUGCAAGUGUGACUGCGGUUUCAAAACCCAUUUCGUACCAAUCCCGGUUCCCGUUCCCAUUCCUGUGCCAAUAUCAACAUUUCACAGUUGGUCUCACAAGGAGCAAUUGGAAACAAUGCUAAAAGAUCAAAGUCAGAACGAAUUAAUCAGACAACUCUGGAGAAACUGUAGUGAGAGCGCACUUUUCGAAUUUAAGCCUAAUAACGGAAACUGUAUGCAUUCACCAUUAUGCUGCCAGCAUCGUCAAAAGGGAAUGAAGAAACCUAAAAUUACCGCCGAUAGCCAGGAAAUGGACCAACCGAGUUCUGACCAGAGAGAAACAAAUGAUUCGACGAUAAACCAAUCUGAACAACAGCAGACUUUUGUAGGCCGGAAUGUUGAGAGAAAGAAACAUGGUAAUGGAAAUAGCAAUAAUAAUAACAUCAAUAAUGCGAGUAGUUGUGCUAGUGUGGAUGUUUCUCUGGUCCAAAAGUUGUUUCGCAACAGCGAUUUCCCUAACAGCCCCAGUGCGAGUAAAAGUAAAAUUGAUCCAUUGACUAGUACCGAACUGACCGCUGAAGUCAUCGCUAGUCUGAGACAGGGUGCUCCUUCACUAUCAUGUGGCAAUGAUCUUACCACACACGGUAGAGACGAUAAAGAUUUAAAACCCACGGCAGCGACAACGACGACGACGACAACGGUGGCGGCUGCGAUCAACCCCCACAAAAUAGCUUUCGGCAGUGAAAAUUCGCUGACCUCUACCGGAGCACAAGAACAGAGCUUUAGUAGUAGUAGCAGCAGUAGUGGCGAUGAGAAAUUAUGUGAAAAGCAUAAACCUAACAAAAGAAACCCUACAGUGCACCAUCGUCGUAGUCACGAAGCCAUUAAAAAUGAACAGCCACUUGUGACCGUGCAAGUGCAAAAACCUGUAACGAGACAGUGUGGUGUGAGUGAAUCAGUAAUAACUGUACAACGACGUGAAAAAGAAAAACAACAACCACAGCAACAAAUAAGUGAGGAAGACAACAGCAUAAAUGAAGAAUUAGUGAACCAGUUGAGCGGCGGUGGUAAUGCAACAGCAUCGUGUAAUACGUACAAUGACAUCGCGAAUAGCGUACUCUUGUGCCGCACGGCGAUAUUAGUGACCAAAACGAGUGAAGCAAAAAGGGGAAACUAUGCUGAAAUUUCAAGUGGCGAAGUUAGUUGUAAGCAAAACACUUGCAAUGAGGUGACGUGUGAUGAUAGUACUUAUCAGUUACUCGAUAACGACAGUAUGAUAACAGUUGAAAAGGGCAUCGAUGCGGAUUCACCUGCAACACCGGGCGAACUGACAGGUUACCUGUUAUCCGAAAGUCAUUUCAGUUCGUCGCAAUCAUCUGUGGCCAGCAACGAGGACGUGGACAUGACCGAUAAUCAUCUGCCCCGAUCCGUUCAGCGUAACUAUGAUGUCACUAGUGAGCCAAUUUUGCUGAAAGUGAAAGGUCUGCCCGCUAGUGGCGAAGAUACGGAUUCUACGACGUCGUACAGUUCAUCGAACGACACGGAUACCGAUGACACCGGGACAAUAGCAGAUCGAAGACCCGCUGGUGCGAAAAAGUUUUUUCAAGUGAUGGUGGUUAAUACGGAUUCCGAAAGAGAAUCGAGUGAUUCGGACAUUUCAAGCAGUACUUCUUCGAAUUGUCUGAAUCAGGAUGCAAGUUCCAAUUCAAAAGUUUCCUCCAACUCGAUCGGGGAUAGUGGGAUUAUUUUGAAACACAUACGACGAGUUGAUUUAGAAGACGAGAAACUAAGCGAUUUCAAGGAGCAGAUUUCAACCGAAGACCAGAGAAAGGUAGAACCGAAUACAGUUAAGGCGAAUGUGAUUAAGAAAAUAGAGUUGGAAGGAUCAAUUCCGUACGAAAUUUGCGAAAGUACCAGUACUGGAAACAUUGAUUGGGCAAAAGCUUCUAUGCCAACAAGUAGUGAAAGCUCCGACAGUGUGAGUACCUCAAAUACAAAGCAAGAGUGCUUACGCGAGGAAAACAUAGAAUCACCCAAACAGGUAGCCACGCACUACAAACACCAUUCGGAGCAUGCGGAGUUACCUCCGAACACAAAUACUAACGAGCAAUGUAGUGCAAAUGAAAACAAACACAGCGUGCCGUGUACAGGUGAGCAACUGCAGCAAAGCAUAGAGGAAGAAGCGAAUUCACCAUCACCACCACCGAUGCCAACUGUCCACGAUCAUAUCGUAAACACGAAACCAGCUUCAGUUGUAAACGAACGAUCGUCCAACGCGGAUGUAAAUAACUCUUAUGUAGCAGCGACCCAUGCUGCCAACAAUCGCUACAAGAGUUUAGUUUUGAUUGGCCCCGACAACGGUACGACUUCAAUGGCAACCGAAUCGCCUGUGCCGUCAUUGACGAUUGGUGGUGUUGAGCAACAGCGCGUUGCAAAUAAUCCGCCUCACGUGAGUAUCGUCACGAGUCACACCACCCGUAUUGUGAGUAGCAGCGAUGAUGAUGAUCAACAACAACAGCAGCAGCAGCAUCCAUCAACUUCGAUCACCGUUAAACACACCAAUUGGAUCUCGAAGGCAAUGCAGGAGGACGAUGAAGAUAAUUAUGGUGAUGAUAUGUUGCCAGCAGACGACGAACCCGAUCGAUCGAUCGAUCGCGGUUUAGCGGAUUACUUUAAUUUUUCAUUGGAGCAGGCAUCACCUCAAACGAACAGACGACCCGUGAAAAUCACAACGAACGAAAGUGCAAUAACUAGUGUAGUGUCAGACAGUGACGGGAGUGUAUGUGUUAAUAUUCAACAGAGCAAUAGUGAUGGUGAUGAGGGGCUGAAUGAAGGCAAUCUGUUAGAUGCUGUCCCGAUUAGUGAAAGUGUUUCAAUGAUCACAGAUAGUGUUAUGGUGGCCGAGUGUAGUAGUGGGAGAUCUAGCAGUAACAGCAACAGUAGUGGUAGUCUUAAUAACAGUAACAAGAAUGGCGAUGUAACGGUUGUGACAGGUGCGAAUACACUGUCGGCAGUAAUUUGUUUGGAAGAUGGUUUAGCAGACGAUGAUUCGUGGGUGGAAGAAGCAAGUCAUGACGAGGAAGAAUUCGCGACUACGACCGCCACUGAAUCGGAUAUGGACGAUUCGGGUGAAGAGAUUUCGCUGGGUGUAGAUCGUGAAGAAGAAUUGCGCGGUUAUAAUCGUGCCGCGAUCGAUUUCACACUUCAUACAAUUGUGGAAGAGAGUUGCGAAGACAGCGAGGCAGAAUCAAAUCGCAAAUCGGAAGCCAAACGAACAAAUAGAUUUUCAGCUUCUGAGUUAGAGAAAUACUUCUUCUAUGGUCUAGCGGAUGGCGCAUCAGGGUCUAUUCCACAGAACUUCCGAGACGAUAGUAUUUCCGAAAGUAGUUCUGUUUGUAGUGAGGGUUUAGAUUCACUUGGGGGUGCCGAAGAAUCACUCGGUACAUCUGUGGAAUCCGCUGAUCUUGCAUCAUCUCGAUUGGAAAAAUAUUUUCUUACUGGAUUUAUGGGUUUUACAUCAGAACGUAAUGAGUCCGAUGGUAGUGGAAGUGUCGGAAGUGACAGUGAAGGUCACCCAAGUCCUGAACAGCGCAGAAAACGACUGGUUCGAGCCAGAGGGGCAGGUAGAUCUCAGAGUUCUUCGCUUGAUAAUUUACUAGCAAAAGAUGCCGAGAUUGAACAACAACAAGGUGAGGGUCACGAAUGUCCCGACUCAUCCGAAACGGACACCUGCGACGAGUCGACCAAUCAAAUGGAUAAAAAUGAAAAUGUAUACGACACUGCAAAGCGGAAAAAGAAGUUUUCCAAAAAGACAGAUAGCGAUGACUUAAAGAAGUACGUUGAAAUGCAACAACUGCCGUUGCCCUACAAAUCUGAUAAAGAUGGUUCUGAGGAAGAUUGUAGGACGACGCCUCAGCCUGAUCUACCACUGGCGAAUUCGUUAUCGGAGAGCAAAAAGCAGAACAGCCGGGACAGUGGUUUCAUUGGAAGCAAUGACGAUCUGCUGAAGGACAGUGAGGCAGUCAGAUCCCCGGAACUCAAAUUAGAACUUGAGGAAAUUCAAGAAGAAAAUAAAACUGAUCUCAAAGAAGAAAGCAGUUCCUAUAAGACACCUGCUAGUGGACCUCCUCCGGUUAAUCUAGUUCGGAAGGACAGUUUUAAUAAUUGGAGUUCGGAUGAAGAAACUAAUCUUAUGAUGUCCAAAAUGAGACAAUUCUUCAAGACGCUUGUCGCUGCUUCGGCAAACAGUAAAGCGGCAUCCAGGAAUUCCACUCCUACUGUCAGUGAGCCAAAUACUCCGAAACAUGGAACGCCAGUGCCAAAAGCUCGUAACCGAAGCAAACCACCACAGUUGGUGUAUUUUGAGAACGAGUUAACUAGACUGAUGAAAACUGUUCCAGGAAUCAGGGAUGAGCAGGUGCGAGAAAUAGUCGAAUAUCUCAGUAGUGAAGAUACGUGGUCGGAUUCGUACGAUUCGUCUGAUUACACGAGCUCGGAUUUAGAGGGAGCUGUAUCGCAAAAAUCGAGUCUACAAGCACAGAUUUCAGCUAGUUGCCAGCAGAUAAUCAAUAAGUUUGACAUACUGGAGAAGGAUAAAGAAGGUGACAUUGGCGAUGGCGGACUGAUCGAAGAGCCUCAUGCAUUGAACAAGGAAACCGCAUUCGUAUAUCAUCGGCUAGUAGCAUCGCUAUCUAAAAUGACGAAAGACGAAGAAAAACCAGCAAGUGUGACCAACUCGCCCCCACUGAUCGCCAAAGUGAUGCAUCACAUUGGAAGUCGGCUAGUAGCACUGAUGCACGAAGUUAGCAGCGGAGAAUCGCAUACAAGUGCAUCGCCCAAAUCUGCUAGUAUACGAUAUCAUCAACGAAAGGUGCAACCGAAUAUAUCUCUCGAUCGGUGA